Aspergillus chevalieri is the source of this 1650-nucleotide messenger RNA. Its product is annotated as putative MYND domain protein. Gene Ontology annotation, cellular component: nucleus. The transcript has a single exon. The coding region runs from base 1 to 1650 and encodes 549 amino acids. Gene Ontology annotation, molecular function: protein binding. NCBI's taxonomy places the organism in Eukaryota, Fungi, Ascomycota, Eurotiomycetes, Eurotiales, Aspergillaceae. The record is from RefSeq and is a predicted model, not a curated record.
AUGGACAUCCUUCAAGCCCACUCAGAAAAAACAUCCCAACUCUACGCGGACCCGCACAAUCCUCAUCGCCACCUCUCCCGCGGCCUCAUCAACCACGAACUCGGAUUCUCCGAUCUAGCGGCCGCAGAUGCAUACCGUGCGCUGUCGUUGCUAGAAUCAGUGGUUGAUCCGGAUGGGUGUGAGUUCCAUGCGAGGCGAGUUGAUGCAUCUCGGACUGAGAAAGAUGAUGAAGAGCACGAGGAUGACGGCGUGCCCAUAACGCAGGAAGAAUACGACCAGAUCAUUGGAGAUGUGUAUGCCUUGCUUGUGCGCAGCUUGGUGAAUGUUGGAUGUUUCCGGGAUGCGUUUGAUUUCUGUACUAGAGGGUUGGAGGAGCUGCGGGCUAAGUCUGUCGACAAGAAUGUUGAGGUGCUCGAGGAGCAGAUGGGGGUUAUUAGGAAGUUUUAUGUUGAACGGACGAAGCGCAACGAUGCUGAGAUUGAUGCGAGUGCUCUUCCUGCUCAAGGAUUUGCUAGACGAGUGUUGUAUCCCUGGAACAAGCAUGAGCCUGAUCGCAAGGCGCCAGAGGAGUUGAAUCUCCUGAACGAGCGGUUGAAAGACGUCGCGCCAAAGUGUGAGGUGCGUGCUGUCGCAUUGCCCGUUUUGCACGGCGAGAAGCAAAACGCCGAGGGCAAAACCGAAGGAGAGGAAGUCUCGAUCCAACUAGGCCUCUUCGCCAAAGAAGACAUCCCAGCCGGAGACAUCAUCCUCCGCGAAUCCUCAAUGCUCACAGCCACCAACCGCCUCCAUGACGACCUCUGCGACGCCUGUAAUGCAUCACUCCCCUCUCUCGAAUCUACAUCCACGGAUUCCGGCCCAAUACCCUGCCAAGGCUGCGACGACACAGACACCAUCUUCUGCAGCCAGACCUGCCACGAUCAGGCGCAGGAAACCUACCACGGCGCCGUCUGCGGCCUCCUCGAAGGUCUCGAGUCCAUCGGCAAAGACAUCCCCGAUCCAAAGGAUAAAGCAGACUACCUCUACCUCCUCCUGCUAGGCCGCGCGGUCGCCAUGGCCGCCACGCAGGAGAAACACCCCCUCGACCUCCCCGAGGUCAAGUACAUCUGGGGCGACUUCCACGAUUACAAACCCGCAAACCCGACGCAAGUCAGCGACGAGGAAAAGAGUCUCCCCUUCUCCUUUCACCUUAACAUCCUCCAACCAAUGCGCAUCAUCGAGGAGAUGACACUGGACCCCUACGUUACCCUCCCAACCUACGACACCUGGGUUCUGAACACGCUCUACGCUAAAUUUCGGGGUACCGCGUCGGGAAGGUUAUCGACGUGGGACGGCGGGCCGGAGCUAUGCGCUGUGCAUCCGCUGUGGUGCUUGGCGAAUCAUUCGUGUGAUCCGAAUGUGCGGUGGGAGUGGGGAGGGGAGAUUACGUUUAGUGUUAGGGGGGUUGGGGAAAGGGCUCUUUGGAAGCCUGCUAAGCCGGAGACAGAGGCUGGGGAUGGUGAGGGGAAGUUUGAUGGGAUUAGGAAGGACCAGGAGAUUUUGAACCAUUAUUGUGAUAUUGGGUUGGAUGUUAAGGAGAGGAGAGAGUGGGCUAGAGGGGCCCUUGGUGGAAUAUGUUUGUGUUCGAGGUGUAUGUGGGAGGCAGGUUCUUAA